Fraxinus pennsylvanica is the source of this 2733-nucleotide messenger RNA. The record is from the annotation of a GenBank genome assembly. NCBI's taxonomy places the organism in Eukaryota, Viridiplantae, Streptophyta, Magnoliopsida, Lamiales, Oleaceae.
AUGGCGAAAAAACGAAACCGGCGAGUCGGACUCAGUAGCGAUGGUAAAUCAAGCCAAGUCGACUCUUCAACUCGAAGAAUCAAGGUCGUCACCCCCGCGGAAUCGCCGCCACCUAACUCAGAUCACAAGCUCACGAGCACCAGCUGCGCCGUUUUCCUCUUCUUCAUUCUAUCUUCCACCAUUUCCUUAAUCUUAUACAGUAAACUGCACGCUUCUAAUGUACAUAAGAAUUUGAAUACGGGAUCCGACCUACCGUACGUCUACCAGCGCGGUCUCGUAAAGACUGAUAUUCAUUAUCAUCAAGUCCUCAGUGAGAACAUGAAGGUAUCCGAAAAUUCCAGUCGCCGGAAUUUCAAGAAUCCCGUGCUAGCCUACCUUACUCCAUGGAAUUCUAAGGGGUAUGAGAUGGCCAAGAAGUUCAAUAAUAAGUUUACACAUUUAUCACCUGUGUGGUAUGAACUUAAGAGCCAAGAUACCAAAUUGGUUAUGGAGGGAAGGCAUAAUGCUGAUAAAGAAUGGAUUGCAGGGCUUAGGAUGAAAGGAGAUGCCCUGGUUUUGCCUAGGGUUUUUUUGGAAGCACGUCCCUUGGAUUUGCUGAAAAAGAAGAAACAGAGAAAUAGAGCAGUUAACCUGAUCAUUACUGAAUGCAAGGAAAUGGGUUAUGAUGGUAUCGUACUGGAGUCAUGGUCGAGGUGGGCAGCCUACGGUGUUUUGCAUGAUCCAGAAAUGCGGUAUAUGGCACUGCAAUUUAUCCAUCAAUUGGGACAGGCCAUGCACUCCAUAAGAUUGGAGCAUAGUAAGCAGAACUUGCAAUUAGUGUAUGUUAUAGGUCCGCCUCGUUCGGAUAAACUAGAGGAGUAUGAUUUUGGGCCACAAGAUCUCCGGACCUUAGUUGAAGCCGUAGAUGGUUUCUCUAUUAUGACUUACGACUUCUCAGGUCCUCAAAAUCCUGGUCCCAAUGCACCUUUGAAGUGGAUUCAAUACACCUUGCAGCUUCUCCUUGACGGCACUACCCAUGAUCAUCAGAAGUUCGAUAAAAAGAUUUUCGUCGGCAUCAACUUUUAUGGGAAUGAUUUCAUCGUUUCUGGAGGCGGUGGACCUGUCCUUGGAACGGAUUAUUUAUCUUUGUUGGAACGACAUAGGCCUGCACUGCGCUGGGAGGAGAACAGUGCUGAACAUUUCUUCGUGUAUUCUGAUAAUCAGAAUGUCAAGCACGUAGUAUUCUACCCAUCACUGAAAUCAAUUUCAAUGCGGCUCGAAGAAGCUCUUUCUUGGGGGGCCGGCAUUGCAAUCUGGGAAAUCGGACAAGUAAUUGGUACAAUCUCGUUCCCUCCCACACCAUCCAAAUUCCAACCAUUGAAACCAAAAGCACAAAAACAAAGAAGCUUCAAGGGUUUAGUACUUGAUUAUGCAAUGGAGGCCCUUAAUGCAGCUGGAUUAACCCCACUUUCUGUUCUUGCAAAAAAAAAUAAACCGAGAAAAAAUUCAUCACUUGCCUCAUUUCCACCAUUGAAGAACCAAAAUCUUGCCAUUUCUUUAUCAAGAAAUCUUCAAGGUGGAUUAGUCCUUUUAUCUUCGGUUCUUGAUUCCGGGUUUGCAAAGGCAUUAACAUAUGAUGAAGCUUUACAACAAUCAGUGACCAGUUCUUCCAUUACAGAUUUUGAUCCCAGUGGAGUUUUUGAUAGUGUGAUCAAUUUUGUUGUGGAGAAUCCCAUUUUUAUUGGUGGUGUUGCGGUGACUUUGGCAGUGCCAUUACUGGUUGCUCAGUUGCUGAGUAAACCUAAGCCAUGGGGAGUGGAGAGUGCUAAGAUUGCUUAUACAAAACUGGCUGAUGAUUCCAAUGCUCAGUUGCUUGAUAUAAGAGCACCAGGAGAGUUGAGGCAAGUGGGAAGCCCGGAUGUUCCGGGUUUGAAGAAGAAGCCGGUGGCCGUCGUAUACAAAGGCGAAGAUAAACCCGGGUUUUUGAACAAACUGGCAUUGAAAUUUAAAGAACCUGAAAAUACCACUCUGUUCAUUCUGGACAAAUUUGAUGGCAACUCCGAGCUUGUUGCGGAGCUGGUAACAGCCAAUGGCUACAAAGCUGCUUAUGCUAUUAAAGAUGGUGCAGAAGGACCGCGAGGAUGGAUGAAUAGUGGCCUUCCUUGGAUACUUCCGAAGAAGACAUUGGGUCUCGAUAUAAGCGGUUUUACAGAUGCAAUUGGUGGUGCUUUAGGGGAGACUUCUGAUACUGCGUAUUUGACCCUUGGUGUCGCUGCUGCUGCUGGUCUAGGAUUAUUGGCCUAUACGGAGGUGGAAACAAUUCUCCAACUUUUGGGUUCUGCUGCUCUCAUCCAGUUUGUUAGCAAGAAACUCAUAUUUGCAGAGGAUAGAAAGCAAACCCUACAACAAGUUGAAGAGCUCUUAAAAACAAAAGUUGCCCCUAGAGAGCUUGUGGGCGAUAUACAGCAAAUUGGUAAGGCCUUUCUACCAUCGACCGGCAAGGCUCUGCCGGCCACCGCAGAGGCAAUUUCUGUUCCUGUUGAUACUGAUGUUCAGAAAUCCGAGUCUUUUUCCGAGGUAAACAAUGCUCCACCUGAAGUCAAAGCAGCUCCCAAGCCCACUCCUGAAAUCAAUUCAGUUCCCAAAGUAGAAGUUAAAGAAGAAUCCCUUCCUGGAAUUUGUAGACCACUUGCACCAUAUCCUAAUUAUCCCGAUUAUAAGCCACCAUCGUCACCUAUACCAUCACAGCCAUAG